CUGAUAUUAUUUCAACAGUUGAAUUUAAUUACUCUGGUGAUCUUCUUGCAACAGGAGACAAAGGUGGCAGAGUGGUUAUAUUUCAAAGGGAACAAGAGAAUAAAAGCCGUCCACAUUCUAGGGGAGAGUAUAAUGUUUACAGUACCUUUCAGAGUCACGAACCUGAGUUUGACUACUUGAAAAGUCUAGAAAUUGAGGAAAAAAUUAAUAAAAUUAGGUGGUUACCGCAACAGAAUGCUGCUCAUUUCCUGCUGUCUACAAAUGAUAAAACUAUUAAAUUAUGGAAAAUAAGUGAAAGGGAUAAAAGAGCCGAAGGUUAUAAUUUAAAAGAUGAAGAUGGAAGACUUAGGGAUCCUUUCAGAAUCACAGCACUACGGGUGCCAAUAUUGAAACCCAUGGACCUAAUGGUAGAAGCAAGUCCCAGAAGGAUAUUUGCAAAUGCACAUACUUAUCACAUAAACUCUAUUUCAGUAAAUAGUGAUCAUGAAACAUACCUUUCUGCAGAUGACCUAAGAAUUAACCUAUGGCAUUUAGAAAUCACAGAUAGAAGUUUUAAUAUUGUAGAUAUUAAGCCCGCUAACAUGGAGGAGCUGACAGAGGUGAUCACUGCUGCAGAGUUCCAUCCUCAUCACUGUAACGUCUUCGUCUACAGUAGUAGCAAAGGAACUAUUCGACUCUGUGACAUGCGUUCCUCAGCCCUCUGUGACAGGCAUUCAAAAUUUUUUGAAGAACCUGAAGAUCCUAGCAGCAGAUCGUUUUUUUCAGAAAUAAUAUCAUCGAUAUCUGAUGUAAAAUUCAGUCACAGUGGUCGAUACAUGAUGACAAGAGACUACCUUUCUGUUAAAGUGUGGGAUCUCAAUAUGGAGAACAGACCUGUAGAGACAUACCAAGUUCAUGAGUAUCUUCGAAGCAAGCUUUGUUCUCUUUAUGAAAAUGACUGCAUCUUCGACAAAUUUGAAUGCUGCUGGAACGGUUCUGAUAGUGCUAUCAUGACUGGAUCUUACAACAAUUUCUUUAGAAUGUUUGACCGAAACACACGACGGGAUAUCACUCUGGAAGCAUCCAGGGAGAGCAGCAAACCUCGUGCCAUCUUAAAGCCACGUAAAGUGUGCACAGGCGGUAAAAGAAAGAAGGAUGAAAUAAGCGUUGACAGUCUGGACUUCAACAAGAAGAUUCUUCAUACAGCAUGGCAUCCCAUGGAGAACAUCAUUGCUGUAGCUGCCACCAAUAAUUUGUAUAUAUUCCAGGACAAAAUUAACUAAAGAUGACUUAACUGAGGACAGAGUCGUCGUCUUGCAUAGUUAAGCUCAGUUGUUUAUCUGUAAAAGAGAAGGCCUUGUUGUCCUACCAGUGAAGAACAUUGAUGCACUUACUUCCCUUUAGAUAAAGGCGAGGGUCUGGCCUGGUUUUUGAGUUCAUGGAGCAGUUCUGCCUGCGGCGGGGUAGGGAGCACCAGUUGCGAGGUUCUGGGAGCAACCCUCUGGAGGCAGAAGCGAUGGACAGUGCUCAGUGAGGCCACUGCUCAAAACAAAUGUAUUUAUUUAAGUCUGAGCCUUCCUUUCCAGUUUAUAGACCAAAAAUUUAACACCCGAGAAGAAAAAUUGUCAUAAAAAUGUAAUUUCUAUCUCUUGCGCUCUUUCUCUGCUGUAAUAUUUCGGCCUUUCAAAACAUAUAUUGUGCUUAAUGCCUGUAAACAUUCCUCCUCUGGCCUGUAUCUAGGCUUAGGUGUUUUUACCUUUGAGCACUUAGGUAGGUCUUGAGUUGGGUUCGUAGACAGGUUUCCAUGAAUAUUUACUCACCGACUGUAUCUAUAACCACACCUUCUGGUGUAAACCACUUAAUAAAAUAACGAACUAUAAAAGUGUUUUUAAAUCUGAAGGUAUGUAUUCAGUCUUCUUAUUUUUUUAUUGCAUGUACUGAGGUUCUGCAGAAUAAUUCUGAUGGGCAGAUUUGACAAUGUUUGCCCCAAAACAUUGAUUUUUGGCAGACUAAUACAAACUUUUUUUGUGUAGUAUUUCAAAUUCUAAAUUUAGAGUUUCCAUGAAAUUGUCAUUUAGUUUAAGUUGCACUGAUUUUCUU
Messenger RNA from Balearica regulorum gibbericeps (East African grey crowned-crane), 2079 nucleotides. The record is from RefSeq and is a predicted model, not a curated record. Lineage: Eukaryota; Metazoa; Chordata; Aves; Gruiformes; Gruidae.